Molecule: messenger RNA, 1143 nt
Organism: Acromyrmex echinatior (Panamanian leafcutter ant)
Lineage: Eukaryota; Metazoa; Arthropoda; Insecta; Hymenoptera; Formicidae
Product: transmembrane emp24 domain-containing protein
Source: RefSeq, a predicted model, not a curated record
AUACGUGGCGCUGUGGUAGCAACAUGCCGCUGUCGCUGUGAGUGGCGAGCGAUCGGUACGUGCAGGCGGAGUAGAAAACAUAUGUCAUUCUUAUGAUUAUAUAGUAAAAUUCAAGCGAAGAAAAUGAGGUGGCUUAGCUCGUGCUUGUUCCUCGUCUUAUCCAUCGUCAAUGUACGUUGUUACUUCAUCACGGUUGACGCCCAUGCCGAGGAAUGCUUCUUCGAUAAAGUCGAAUUCGGCACCAAGAUGGGUCUUACAUUUGAAAUAGCAGAGGGUGGAUUCUUAGAUAUAGAUGUUAAGAUAGUCGGCCCCGACGGUAGAAUAAUUUACCAAGGUGAACAGGAGAGUAGUGGGAAAUAUACGUUUGCUGCGCAUACUUCAGGCGUUUAUACUUACUGCUUCAGUAAUCAGAAGAGCACAAUGACACCGAAAGUGGUAAUGUUCAAUAUGGACAUUGACGAAAAUCGGAAACAAUCUGAGGAUAAUGCAGGUGCGGAGAAUCAGGAUGGAGAUAGCAAUCAUGGAAAGUUAGAUGAUAUGAUCAAAGAUUUGAGCACCAGCUUGUGGGGUGUGAAAAACGAACAAGAGUACAUGCAGGUCCGCGAUCGCAAUCAUAGGGCAAUCAAUGAGAGUACAAAUUUCCGUGUCGUGGUGUGGGCGUUCUUCGAAGCUAUGGUAUUGGUAUGCGUAACGAUAGGGCAAAUCUUUUAUUUGAAACGAUUCUUCGAGGUGCGAAGAAUCGUGUAAUUUAGGAUAACUAAUGAUACACUACGUGAAUCAAUUGUACAUUUUUCUAUGUAAUUAAAUUAUCUCGUUCACAAUAAGUCAUCGGUAAAUGCUCUCCACUUUGUCGAGGUUAAACCCAAACUGUUCAUCGUUAGCAUUAAGAUAUUUCCUACAACUGUAAGAUUUCUAAUAAAAAAAAAGAAUUUGUAACGGGACGAAAUACGAGACUUCGUGCAAUCGUGAAUGUUUCCACAACAGUGAGAACGUUAAGAAGAAUAAAAUAUGUCUGUAAUAAGGGAAAAAAUACACAUGCAUCUUUCUCUAAAUGUCAGUUGUUAUAUUCGACUGGCGAUAUGAAUAUCCAUAGUUCCAUUUUGUACUUAUUAAUAGUUAUUAGUAAAACAUGCUUUUAAUGAA